UUGGUUGCUAGGUGUUUUAGCGUCCUAUCUGUGUACUGUUGCUAGCUAAUGGCUAGCUGACUAAUAGUGUAAGUGAAGCCCAAAAGCCUUGUCUAAAAUGGAUUGUAGAAGUUUUAAACGCGGAAGAACACGUUGAAAGCGUCAAUAGUCGAUAUAAAAAAGGCUCUGCAGAAUGCUCGAUGGAAGUACAUGCGUUAUUUAAUGAGUGUAGACGUCUUUUCUGUCAGUAGACGUUUUAAAGGUGUUGGUCAUUCACAUGAGUUCCAGGGAGGCAGCCAAGAUGGGGGACAUCUUGGCAACAGAAGCAGAUCUUCUUGGGAUGAUCAAGGAGUACCUUAAAUUUGUGGAAUUUGAAGAGACUGUGAACAGUUUUGACAAGGAGUGCAAAAGCAAAGACAAGCUUGUCUCGAAGCCUCAAGGAAAUACUCUCAGAGACUCAAAGACUCGUGGCAUUCAGAAAGACCUCCUAAGCUCUUUUGAUGAUGGAGAUCACAAAGUGUUCUUUGAACUGUGGACAGAGAAUAUUCCCUCUGAAAUAAAAGAUACAGACACCGAGGCCCAGAGCCUGGAGUUUUAUCUUCACAUCCACUUCACUAUCUAUCCACUGAGGAGGCACCCUGGUAGACACGACCGAGCUGAGUUUGAAGAGAGGAUUUCCCACUUCAAGCAGUACCUGGAGACUCGGGGAGCAGCACUGAGCCAGACCACAGAGUUUCUGCCUUACUAUGCCUUGCCCUUCGUUCCCAACCCUACUGUCCACCCGUCCUUCAAAGAUCUUUUCCAGGAUUCCUGGAUACCACAGUUGAAGGACAAGCUGAAGCCGUUUCUAUCAGUGACACUGAAGCCGUCCAACACCCCAAGGCUGAUGAAUUUAUAUAAGGAGGGAGGCAGGAGUACAAAAGAGGCCGUGCAGCAGUUACAUCUCCAACUAGUGGAAUCGGACCGGCGCAUCACCAGCUACGUGCGGAAGUUCAACAAGAUGCAGGCGGACUAUCACAACCUGAUCGGAAUCACUGCUGAGCUAGUCGACUCAUUGGAGGCCACCGUCAGUGGAAAAAUGAUCUCCCCCGAGUACCUGCAGACUGUGUGUGUUCGCCUGUUCAGCAGCCAGAUGAGGCAGAGUGUGGUGCAGAGCACGGACUUCACCAGACCUGGCACUGGGUAUUACUCUAUGAGUCCCUAUGAUGAUGGCUAUGCCUCCUCAAUGCUACGAGCAUCCAUUGCGCCGCAGAAAUCCAAGGAGGUGCCAAUGCUGCCCUCACUGGACUACGAGAAGCUGAAGAAAGACCUGGUCGAGGGCUCAGACAGACUCAAGUCCCUGCUGCUUCAGGCGCUGCGCUGGAGACUGACCCGUUCUCUCCCUGGGGAACAAAGAGACACAGUACUUCAGGCCUUUAUCAGUAACGACCUGCUGGAACGCUACAGCACAAAACAGAAAACUUUGCUUCACUUAAUGAGAUCGAAGAACAAGAUUGUCCGCCAAUACAUGGCUCGUCUUAUCAAUGCAUUCGCUUCCCUAGCAGAGGGUCGGAUUUACCUCUCCCAAAUCCCCAUUCUUCUAAAACUUCUCACGGAGGCACUCAGGACGGAGGAAAAAGACUCCCUGGCUCGAGAGAAUGUGCUUGUGGCCCUUCAGAAGCUCAGCCUCAGGAGGAGUCAGCAAACUGCCAUGAUAGCAGCCAACCUGAUUGGCUGGCUGGUGGAUGAGCUGCAGGACUCAGACUGCCUGAGUGACUACACCCUGGAGUAUUCUGCUGCUCUGCUCAUGAACCUGUGUCUGCGAACAAAAGGAAAAAGGAAGUGUGCAGAGAACGCCAGGCAUGUGCUAAAGGUUCUAACUGACGUCCUUGGACAUGAGAACCACGAGAUUCGACCAUACGUGAAUGGAGCCCUCUACAGUAUCCUGUGUAUUCCUUCUGUGCGACAGGAAGCCAAAGAGAUGAGUGUGGAGGAGAUUCUCCGCUGCUACAGCAAAGAGGAGAACCCAGACCUCAACAGACAGAUUGAGUUCAUCAUUAAACAGCUGAACUCAGCUGAUGAAGAGGGGCCCGAGUCAGAUGAUGAAGAAGAUGAGGACGACAAUGAUGAAGAUCUAAUGGAGACAGACCUUGAUACAGAAGAAGUUCUCCAACCACAGCCCAGGGAACCGUCUGGGGAGAGUCUGCUCACUACUGAGUACCUGGGAAUUAUGACCAACAUGUCAAAAGUGAAGAGGAAGUCAACUCCUUUGUCACAACCAAGCGUUGAUGAACCCCUACAACGGCCAGUCACCCCAAGUUCUCAUCGUAAUUUCAACGUAGUGGAUUAUCGAUCCGACGGUCAGGGGGAUGAGGUUAACAGGCACAGGGAAUUCCCCUUCAGCAGACAGAAGAGCGAGGAAGGAAGCCUGCCUCCUUCUCAAUACAACUCCCGGCCUCCUACGCGCUCCGGCAGUCGCCCCAGCACUGCAGACUCCCUCCGCCACAGUAUCGACUCAGAGUGUGGCCGGUUGUCCCAGGAGUCAGAGGUGGACGGGCCAUACGAAGGGCGAGCCAGAAAAGGCUGUUCCCAGGAGGACCAGAAUGGGCAGUCUGCCAGUGAUUAUGUCCCUGCAUUUACAAGCCAGCCCAUGAUUCCCCGUACACCCGAAGCAGCACCCAGCCAGAACGCCGGUGCCCACCGGGCUCGAGGCCCCGCUCUGGCACCCCAGUUUUCCCACUCGGAGCCUCAGCAGAGCAACCGGCCCGGCUCCACCAGCUCCACAAGAGGAAGGGGCCCACAGAGUGGAAGCAGCCAGUCAAACAGGAGAUGAAGAGGGAGCUGUCACCAUGAAAUAGCACAGGGAGCAUCGGGCUUCCUGUAACAUCAUCCCCGAAGUUGUGAUCAGGGUCAGGGCAACAGAGAUGGCCGAGGACCAGCAGCAGCAGUCGGGGCUUGAACAAUGCGAAGCCUUGUGGCUCUCCGUCUUUUCUUCCCCCGUUUGGCUUAAGCACCGACUUCUUCUGUAACGUGAUAUAGACAAUAACCACAACCCCCAGCCGUCCAACCCUGUGCAACUUGUAGCCUUAGUUUGCCAUGGAUUUCUCUACUCUCUCAUCAAGGUGAUAGUUGGCACACCUAAAUAUGUGCAACAUCCUCCAGCCAUGAACAAAAAAAAAAAAUCUGUCACAAGAUGCAGGUAAUCUAACUCUGAAGUAUAGCUCUGAGUCGGGGCAGUUCAAGAGAAAAUAUUUUAUCAUCUUUCCGGUUGUCGCAUCACUAAAGAUGUUCUUUUCUUUCUUUUUUUUAUAAAUCCAUAAUAUCUGUUUUUAAGUCUGAAUACAAGCUGACGUGUUCAGACUUAAACACAAUAUGGUUUUCCCUGGUUUUGACUACACAUAAAACGGGCAUGAAUGGUUUAGGAUACCUGACAGAACUAGGCUUAGAGAUACAAUGUAAUUAUUUUUCUGUGAAUAUCUCAGUGUAUUUUGUUUUAAAAUGAAGCAUGGCAAGGACUCUUCUGUCUUUUUUUGAUUGAUUGUACUGAUAUUUUUUUUUUUUAAGUUAAAGCUAAUUUCUUUCAGUUCUAACAAAUCUCUGAUUUUCACUACGUACUGUAUAUAUUGAUUUUUGACUGGUUGAAAAUAUCCAUCCACGUGAAUAAAUAAUUGUACCGGCUUUACUUCAAAUAUGAGACAUUAUCUCUUGUCAGAAUAGCUGCUCUUGUUUAAUUUAUGCUUCAGGAAAUGUUUACAGAAAGACACAGGUCUUGACAUGAGUGGUCAGGCUAGUGCAUGUUUUUUUGUUUGUUUUAUAUUUAGAAGUGUUUAUUGCUAUUAACAUUCACCAGCAUCCAUACAUCUGACAAAAAUAAAAGUGGAAUGUGUAAACGUCUUAAAUCCAACAUUGUUUGCAUUGUACAUGUGCACUGUCCAGGUGCGGUGAUGUACAAUAUAUUUAUGUUUACUGCUGCAUUUUUGUUGUAAUGUAAUUUGAUAGUAAUUGAUUUUGAUACUGUUCAAGUGGUUUUAAAUAUAUGUGCGACAUGUCACCUGUUUUCUGGUCUUGGAAUCUAUAUCCCAUGAGCUGCUUUAUUGAAUUUCUACAUUUGAUGACUCAUGCUGAUGCAGUUUAUGCUCUGUGCUCCAUCCCAGUUGGCUCCUGCUAAGUCCUGGCAGUCUUGAAUCAUAAAACACCUCCUCUAUCAUAACGCAUCAAUCAAGAUGUCACACAGCAGGAAGAUGUCUGCUCUCGUAUCGUGUUGUAAACUGAAAGCUGUGUCACACACUCGGCGACUCAGCUGUCAGCUCUACCCUCACAAAUGUUGUGUGGGCAUGCUGAAGUUUUCAAUUACAGUCCCCGUGAAUAUGUAUCAUUAGCAUUCAAGACACACUCUUGUCCCUCAUUGCCACUGGAUACUCGCAGUCGGUUCACACCAGCACUCUCUUACUUUAACCCAUCGGCUGCUUCGAUAGAAAGGGAGCAAGGUUUAGUUUCUCACGGGGCAACCGAGAGUUCAUGGGCGACGAGGCUGGAAAAGUAAUCUGUAUAAAUGUAAACUGUUCAAGGUUUCGCAAGCUGCUGGAUCUGUGUAAAGCAAACAGUCAAACUGCUGUUCAC
Cyclopterus lumpus (lumpfish) is the source of this 4578-nucleotide messenger RNA. RefSeq names its product lisH domain-containing protein ARMC9. The record is from RefSeq and is a predicted model, not a curated record. NCBI's taxonomy places the organism in Eukaryota, Metazoa, Chordata, Actinopteri, Perciformes, Cyclopteridae. Gene Ontology annotation, biological process: cilium assembly. The transcript is spliced from 26 exons. Gene Ontology annotation, cellular component: centriole; ciliary tip; ciliary basal body. The coding region runs from base 257 to 2791 and encodes 844 amino acids. Gene Ontology annotation, molecular function: protein binding.